AUGGCGCUGUUUGAGUGGUUUAAGACUGUACGAUCCCAAAAUGUGCCUAUUGAUGGACCUAUGCUUACACGAAAGGCUAAUUCUCUGGCAUGUGAGCUGGGCAUGGAAAAUUUUCAGGCAACAAACGGAUUUAUUGAAAGAUUCAAAAAUCGUCAUGGCAUAUCGAGCAAAACAUUAUCCGGUGAAGGUGCUUCCGUCGAUAAUUCACAAACUGAAAACUGGAUGCAGUCAAAACUUCCAAACAAACAUAUCGAUAAACAGAUUAACAUUCUAAAAGCCAUACAAUGGUUUUAUGCGGCAUGGAAAGAUGUAACACCGACGUGUAUCCAGAAUUGUUUUAGAAAGGCUGGAUUUAUGAAUCAAGCACAGCAUGAAAUUAAUGCGACCCCGCAGGGGCAUGUUUCCGAUUCGUCUGACACAGACGAGUUCGAGGACAAUGACAUUCCGCUGGCUGAAUUGGCAUCGAAAUGGAAUCGCCUUAGAGUAUUCAGUGACAUAGACAAAAACAUUUCUUUUGAUGAUUACAUAAAUGCCGAUGAGAAUGUUGUCUCCGUUGAGCAGAAGUCCGAUAGCGAUAUAAAAGCGGAGGUAUAG
Ruditapes philippinarum (Manila clam) is the source of this 594-nucleotide messenger RNA. RefSeq lists its product as uncharacterized. The record is from RefSeq and is a predicted model, not a curated record. Bases 1 to 594 code for a protein of 197 amino acids. The transcript is spliced from 2 exons. Lineage: Eukaryota; Metazoa; Mollusca; Bivalvia; Venerida; Veneridae.